UUAACCCUACGCUCUCUCUCCUCUUUAAGUACCCCUCAUCUUCUUCCCGCUUUCUCAUUCGCCUCCAAACCCACAGUCUUCAGUCGUCACUCACUCUCUCUCCACAACUUCUUCACUCACAAUGGCUAUUGCGAAUGUUUUCUACUUUGCUUUACUCACACUCUCAUCUUUCGCAGCGGUGAAUGCCAAAAUUCCUGGUGUUUUCAUCGGUGGGCCAUGGCAGAGUGCCCAUGCUACUUUCUACGGUGGCAGUGACGCAUCCGGAACUAUGGGUGGUGCUUGUGGGUACGGGAAUCUGUACAGCCAAGGGUACGGCGUCAACACCGCUGCAUUAAGUACGGCUCUGUUCAACGACGGUCUGAGCUGUGGCGCGUGUUUCGAGAUUAAGUGUGCUGACUAUCCAAAAUGGUGCCACCCUGGCAGUCCCACCAUCUUCGUCACCGCAACCAACUUCUGCCCACCGAACUUCGCUUUGCCUUCCGACAAUGGCGGCUGGUGCAACCCUCCUCGUCCUCACUUCGACCUCGCCAUGCCCAUGUUCCUCAAGAUCGCCGAGUACCGUGCCGGUAUUGUUCCCGUUGCUUACCGCAGGGUGCCGUGCAGAAAGCAAGGUGGAAUCAGAUUCACCAUUAACGGUUUCCGUUACUUUACCUUGGUUUUGGUGACCAACGUGGCGGGUGCAGGAACUAUCGUGCGCGUGAGCGUGAAGGGAACCAACACUGGCUGGUUGAGCAUGAGCCGAAACUGGGGGCAAAAUUGGCAAUCCAGUGCUAUUCUUGUGGGCCAGGCUCUCUCAUUUAGGGUCACGGGCAGUGAUCGCCGAACAUCCACUUCUUGGAACGUGGCACCAUCUAAUUGGCAGUUCGGGCAAAUCUUCACGGCAAAGAAGAAUUUCCGUGUUUAAAAAGAAAAAAGAAACAUUUUCAUUUCCCGCCUUCAAAUUUGAAUUUCCUUUAUUUUCCCGGGAAAAAUCGGAAGCGAUGGGUGAAAUGGGAUUUGAAUUGAUAUAUUAGGAUUCAAGUUAAAGUGAGAGGUAAGGUAAUGUAGAAAAAGUGACAAAUUAACAGUGUGAUAAUACGUUUUCUUUCUUCUGUUUAUCCUUGAUUUGUUUUGAAAGUGUAAGAGGCUGAAGGUGGCUGCAAGAUGAAACCAUGUAGCCCGCAGCUCAGGUAAUAUUUAUAUAAUAUGUCUUCGUUGCCUUGUAUGUGUGUAUGAAUGUGAAUUUCUGUGUCGGUGACUGCUGUGGGGAGCAUGUGUGGAUGGCUCCACUGGUUUAUCUUUUAGCUGAGGGAAAUCCUGACAAAAUGAAGAUAACUUGAGUUCUUGUGA
This is a messenger RNA of Mangifera indica (mango), 1329 nucleotides long. RefSeq names its product expansin-A6-like. Gene Ontology annotation, cellular component: extracellular region. The coding region runs from base 122 to 904 and encodes 260 amino acids. The record is from RefSeq and is a predicted model, not a curated record. The transcript is spliced from 3 exons. NCBI's taxonomy places the organism in Eukaryota, Viridiplantae, Streptophyta, Magnoliopsida, Sapindales, Anacardiaceae. Gene Ontology annotation, biological process: plant-type cell wall organization.